Molecule: messenger RNA, 1423 nt
Organism: Lobosporangium transversale
Lineage: Eukaryota; Fungi; Mortierellomycota; Mortierellomycetes; Mortierellales; Mortierellaceae
Product: mitochondrial carrier domain-containing protein
Exons: 6
Coding region: 203-1396 (397 amino acids)
Biological process (GO): magnesium ion export from mitochondrion
Molecular function (GO): magnesium ion transmembrane transporter activity
Source: RefSeq, a predicted model, not a curated record
AAAUCAUUCUUUUUCCUUUCCUCUGCGUUUUUCCACUUCGCUCCACUCCCACUACUCUCUUUCCCUCCCUUCCUCUCCCUCCCUCUUUUUUUGUGUGUUGCUUUCGUUCUCGGUUGUUUUUCAUUCCAGUUCAUCAAAUAGUUAAUCGGAUCGAGAAACUUUUUUCUGUUAUAUUAUUGUCUCCUUGCUCUUUCACAGAGCCAUGUCCUCCAAUGGCAACUCUUUCACAUCCACACAUCCUAAUGCCACCAUCACCACAGCUAGUAACAGUAAUAGUAACAGCAGUAGUAGCAGUAGUGGUGAACAACACCAACACCAUAAUCACUCCCUUAGCGUCUUUACAACACUCCCAUCCGAUUCCAUAAAACAUGCCCUUACACCUGCAAACAUUAACGGCAAUGCAGAAAUGGAUCCACCAUAUGUUGAUGUCCUGAUUGCAGGAGGAUUGGGAGGGACACUUGCCGACUUUCUCUUGCAUAGUGUUGACACUGUCAAGACACGAUUACAAGGACAGCCAGCCGUCAACCCUCCAAAAUACCACAACAUGUUCCAUGCCUACAGUACCAUUCUCCGAGAAGAAGGCAUAUCUCGUGGACUCUACAGUGGUGUUGCCCCAGCCAUGACUGGAUCUCUCCCAGGAACAACGCUUUACUUUGGAACAUAUGAAUAUACUAAGCGCACAUUGACUGGGGCUGGUUGCCCUGAUGUCAUUGCUCACCUUGCAGCAGGAUCCUUAGGAGAUUUCAUUGCUUCAUUUAUCUAUGUCCCAUCCGAAGUUCUCAAGACCAGGAUGCAAUUGCAAGGACGAUACAACAACCCUUCAUUCAUCAGUGGAUACAAUUACAAAAAUACAUGGCAUGCACUUCAGAUGAUCAUCAAAUAUGAUGGCGUAGGGGCUUUGUACCAGGGAUACCGUGCUACUUUGCUCAGAGACGUUCCUUUUUCUGCUCUCCAGUUUGCAUUCUAUGAGAGAUUUAAAGUAGAGGCAAAGAAGUGGGAAGGGCGUCCAGAUGGUCAGAUGUCAAUACCCGUUGAGAUGGCCUGCGGAGCAAUUGCAGGAGGCAUGGCUGGAUUCUUAACCACACCUUUGGAUGUUAUGAAGACUUUACUGCAAACUCAGGUCAAGAAGCCCUCACCAACUUCAAGUAUAACAGGAACAGCACCUGCCAUCACCCAAAAGUACUAUGUCGGAAUCUGGGAUGGACUCAAAUGGAAUUUGAAGCAUCAUGGCAUCAUCUCUGGGUUAUUCAGAGGCGUAGGACCUCGUGUCUUCUGGACUUCAUUACAGAGUGCUAUCAUGUUUGUGUUUUAUGAACAGGCAUUGCAUUUACAAGAGAACAUGCGGCAUUUCGGACAAUGGCCUUAUGGAUCAAGUGCAUUCGGAUCGUCCAGCUGAACAAAGCAAAGCAAAGCAAAACCAACA